AUGGACCUGGGGAAGCCAAUGAAAAGCCUGCUGGUCGUGGCACUCCUCGUGGUUUUCCAGGUGUGCCUGUGCCAGGACGAGGUGACAGAUGACUACAUCGGGGACAACACCACGGUGGACUACUCGCUCUUCGAGUACGUGUGCUUCAAGAAGGAUGUGCGGAACUUUAAGGCCUGGUUCCUCCCCGUCAUGUACUCGGCCAUCUGCUUCGUGGGGCUGCUGGGCAACGGGCUGGUGGUGUUGACUUACAUCUACUUCAAGAGGCUCAAGACCAUGACCGACACCUACCUGCUUAACUUGGCCGUGGCCGACAUCCUCUUCCUCCUGACGCUUCCCUUCUGGGCCUACAGCGCGGCCAAGUCCUGGAUCUUCGGCGUCCACUUUUGCAAGCUCCUCUUCGGGAUCUACAAGGUCAGCUUCUUCAGCGGCAUGCUCCUGCUUCUGUGUAUCAGCAUCGACCGCUACGUGGCCAUCGUGCAGGCCGUCUCGGCCCACCGCCACCGGGCCCGCGUGCUGCUCAUCAGCAAGCUAUCCUGCGUGGCCAUCUGGCUGCUGGCCGUGCUGCUGUCCACCCCGGAGCUGCUCUACAGUGGCCUCCAGAAGAGCAGCAGCGAGCAGGCCUUGCGGUGCUCUCUCAUCACCCAGAACGUGGAGGCCUUGAUCAUCAUCCAGGUGGCCCAGAUGGUGAUCGGCUUCCUGGUGCCACUGCUGGUCAUGAGCUCCUGCUACCUUGUCAUCAUCCACACCCUGCUCCAGGCACGCAACUUCGAGCGCAACAAGGCCAUCAAGGUGAUCAUCGCCGUGGUGGUGGUCUUCACGGUCUUCCAGCUGCCCUACAACGGGGUGGUCCUGGCCCAGACGGUGGCCAAUUUCAACACCACCAGCAGCAACUGUGAGCUAAGCAAGCAGCUCAACAUCGCCUACGAUGUCACCUACAGCCUGGCCUGCUUCCGCUGCUGUAUCAACCCUUUCCUGUACGCCUUCAUCGGCGUCAAGUUCCGCAACGACCUCUUCAAGCUCUUCAAGGAACUGGGCUGUCUCAGCCAGGAGCGGCUCCGGCAGUGGUCUUCCUGCCGGCACACCCGGCGGGCCUCCAUGAGCGUGGAGGCUGAGACCACCACCACCUUCUCCCCGUAG
Molecule: messenger RNA, 1137 nt
Organism: Lepus europaeus (European hare)
Lineage: Eukaryota; Metazoa; Chordata; Mammalia; Lagomorpha; Leporidae
Gene: CCR7
Product: C-C motif chemokine receptor 7
Exons: 3
Coding region: 1-1137 (378 amino acids)
Biological process (GO): immune response; chemotaxis; G protein-coupled receptor signaling pathway
Cellular component (GO): membrane
Molecular function (GO): C-C motif chemokine 19 receptor activity; chemokine (C-C motif) ligand 21 binding; chemokine (C-C motif) ligand 19 binding
Source: RefSeq, a predicted model, not a curated record